This is a messenger RNA of Alosa sapidissima (American shad), 3388 nucleotides long. Its product is annotated as sterile alpha motif domain-containing protein 3-like. The transcript is spliced from 7 exons. Bases 1127 to 2722 code for a protein of 531 amino acids. NCBI's taxonomy places the organism in Eukaryota, Metazoa, Chordata, Actinopteri, Clupeiformes, Clupeidae. The record is from RefSeq and is a predicted model, not a curated record.
AACUUUGUUACAUGUACAUGUAUAGGUGAGUUGACAACUUAAUUUAAGGAGUUUGUCAAACUGAAAAAGAAAAAAUCUGUCUCAACUUAUUAACAUAUGGAUUUUCAACACACAGUCUUUCUUCCACCUAACAAUAGAUAAUUAUUAAGUUGGUGAAACUUGUAGAUCUCGUGAUCAAACUUAUAAAGCUGAGUAGCCUACUGGACUGAACGUCAGAACCUUCCAGACCACGCGGUCCACGCCUGAGCAGAAAUGAUGGAACAGGAUCCUGCACAUUCGAAAUCAAAGGAGCCGGAAACACUCACUGGACGUCUUCAAGCCUGAACUGUUGCAGAGAUAACCUUGGUGCCCACUCAAUCGGAGGAUUUGUGGAAAGCUUCUCAAGUACACAUGUAUGCAGGUUCUGUCUUGGAGAAAAAUCCCAGUUCCAAGUAACAAAACUGUCAACAGUAAAUUUGACUGUGCUGAGGGAAGAUCUUAAGAAAGCACUGGAAACAAAACUCCCUGGUGAGUCAUUUGUCCAGUUGGCAAACACUGUGUGUUACAGUGGCACCAGUUACUCCACUGGAAUGAUCUUGGCAUAUGGUUCAACAGGUGGUCUGCCAGAUUUUGCAGAAUUGAUUCAGAUAGUUGUUAUAAAAGGGCAAGUCAGCUUCAUUGUGAAAUGUUUUAAUUCAUGGUUCAUUGAGCAUCUAAGAAGCUAUGAGCUUGAGAACACAAGAAGUGUUAAAGUUAUUGAGCCAAGUGAAUUGUCUGACAUCUUCCCAAUGGCAGCAUACAUGGUUGCAGGAAAGCGCAUGGUGACCUUGAAGCGAUACAUUCAUUUUCCAUAGAGGGUGAAGUAGUUGUUACACCUUAUUAUUUAUUUGACAUUACCCACAACACCUCAUAACACGUCUUUAAUAGACUUCUACAGGUUCCAUGUAUGUAUCUGCUUGUUAGUUUGACAAAAAUGUUUUUAAGGUAACACUGAAGACUUGGUGUGUAGUUUGUUGAUUAAAAAAAAAAUAUCAGUGUUAUGUGAAAGCCAGUUUCUUUCUGGAUCAGUGUUUAUGUUCUUUUUUUGAUAUUCAAUGUUUAGAGGAUUUGACUGGAUGUAUUCUGCUGUUACUCUAAUUGAAGUGAUAUGGUUUCUCUUACAGAUGCCCCAAUGUCUCAAUUACCCAAACUCCGCAUCAUUCUUCAGGACCAUGACAUUCGCAAACUGGACUUGCCUCAUGGAAUCCCUGGGACUGUGGCUGAACUUGAAUCAAUUGUGAAAGAGACAUUUGAGCUUAACGGGAACUUUACUUUGCAUUAUAAGGAUGCAGGUUUUGGAGAUGAAUAUUUUUCUCUUACCUCAACAAGUGAACUCCAGGACAAGGACACAAUAAAGGUGAUUCACGUUGUUGAACCUCCCACAUAUACUCUGACGUUUACUGAUCUGGACAGCACCAUUGAAAAUGAGACUUCCAUCCAUACCUCUGACCAUCCUUCAGUGACCUCCAUCAGUCCUAACAGCAGUUGCUCUACUGGAUCGGCUGAUACAGUCAUCCUCUCAUCACCUGAACACACAACUCGGCGUUCUCAGUGUUGGCCUACUGAAUUUCCAAUACCUCGUUUUGCCUAUGACACAGAACUUGUGCUAGCGUCAAGAAAUGAAGCUUUCAAAAAGGAUGGAAUUUAUCUGGUAUUCACCUCAAUCCUCCAAGAUAUCCUUGAGAAAGUGGCUGAAACUGUCUUUCAGUAUGUGGCCUACCCAACAAAUGCACAAUUGUCUGAUGUUGCUUUAGCACUAGUUCAAAAGCAUCCAUCCCUUAAAGAGCCGGGAUCAUAUAAUGGAUGCUAUGGAUGGCUACAAAGACUAAAAUAUAAAAUGGGAAAUUAUAGAUCAAAACUGAGAGGGUUAGGAUGUCCUGAAGUUGAUGUGAACUCUAUCAGAAAGAAGAGAGCACAUGACCGAGCACCUGCAAAAAAUAUAAAAAAGCCCAGAAGGGCAGAGGUGAACUAUUUACCCCCUCACCCACAAGGAGAAACUGAAGGAAGCUUGGAAAAUGAGAGACUGAACCUGUUUGAUGAAGUAAACAAGAGGGACAACCAUCAGAUCAUCACGGAAAAGAUGGCGAAGACUUUCUCCAUUCGUAGGCAAGAAAUCGUCAAUGAAGCACCAGCAGUCAGUGACUUGAUAGGCCGAUGGCCUGCUCUUUUUGAUGCAGCUCAGAUAAAUGAAGAAUUCAAACGCAUCUCUACCAUUAACCUGGAGCCGACAUUCAUGGCCAAACUGGACCAGUACUCCCCCAAAAUAAUGGCCUUGGUGUCCUCAAAAGGAGGGGCUGCAAAAAUAAAUAUUCAGCGAAUAAAGAACAUGUUGCUAGAGGAUGAUUCUGUGGAAAUGAGAAGAGAGGUUGCUAUUCGUGCCCUCAUUGUGUUCCUGAAAGAAAAGGAGGAAGACCUCUUCAAAGAGGAUGAUGGGGACAUUACCAACGACCUGAUGAAGAUUGUCAUAGCAAGAAGUGCCACACCAUCUAGCGCAAACAUUGUGAUUGAGGGAACCGAAGUCCUUGCAUACCUGAAUGUACCCAGAGCCUGUGCCUUGCUAAUGGGGCUGAUCUACUCGCUCAACCUAAGCUAUCCAAGGGAGUUGAGGCAUACUUUUGAGGUAUUUCAAAAGAUAUUCCUUGAGCUGGAUGGUCUGAAAGCUAGCCCAAGGGUAAUGUCUCUAAAAAAUAAGCUGCUGUGCUAAAAAUGUGAAGAAUUAAACUGCUGUCAUUGAGUUCCUCAGAAAAUGUAUCAAUAAUAUGACAAGUUUUGUUGUUCAUACAGAAGUCUUGCACUGUUGGCAUGCAAUUUAAUUUGUUUUAAUCCAAUUCUGUAUUUUUUUUGUAUUUGUAUUGUUUUUUUAAGAAAAGCAAAAAGGUACAAAGUAAAAGUUCCAUUGCCUUACAAGUUCCUUUUCCAUACUGUAAGUUGAAUGAUCGGAAAACUAUAGCCCAAAGGUAAUGUAUCUAAAAAAUGUACAGAAGUCUUGCACUGUUGACAUGCAAUUUAAUGUUUUAUUAAUCAAAUUCAAAUUGUUACUAUUAUUAUUUUAUUUUAAGAAAAGCAAAAAGGUACAAAGUAAAAGUUAUAUUGCCUUACAAGUUCCUUUUUAUAUAUGCUCCUUAAGUUGAAAGAAAACUUAAGCUCAAAGGUAAUGUAUCUGAAAAAUGUUACUCAGGAAAUGUAUCAAAGUUUUGUUGCUCAUACACAUAUAAAUAACACUGCCUCUUGGAAUUGAGUGUUCCAAAUCUGAUUUAUUUUAUUAUUUUAUUUUAAGAAAAGCAAAAAGGUGCUUACAUUUUCUGCAAAGGACAAUGUGCAAAAUGAGGCAAUGUUUUGUUUUUUGAUGCUUAGUCAGACUAAGAAUGUU